AUGGAUGACGAUGAGAAGGACAGGGCAAAGAGGGCUUCACGCAACAAAUCUGAGAAGAAGCGAAGAGACCAGUUCAAUGUUCUCAUCAAAGAACUCAGUACAAUGCUCCAGGGGUCCACACACAAGAUGGACAAGUCUACUGUGCUGCAGAGGACAAUUGACUUCCUGCAGAAACAAAAAGAACUUUCCGCUCAGACAGAUGCUUGUGAGAUCAGACAGGACUGGAAGCCUUCUUUCCUUAGCAACGAAGAGUUCACACAGUUGAUGUUGGAGGCUUUAGAUGGAUUUCUCAUAGCACUUAGUGUCGAUGGAAACAUUAUUUAUACCUCUGACAGUGUUUCUUCCCUGCUUGGACAUUUACCGUCAGAUCUAGUGGACCAAAAUAUACUGAACUUCCUCCCAGAACAGGAGCAUGCAGAAGUAUUCAAGCUGCUAUCAAACCAGAUGCUGAUGACUGACCAGGUCUCUCAAGACUACUCCAACAGCAAUCAAAGUCACAUUGAAUUCUGCUGUCAUUUAUCAAGAGGGUCCUUAGAUCCAAAAGACACCCCCAUCUAUGAAUAUGUAAAAUUUGUGGGGAAUUUUAAAUUUUACAAUCUGGUGCCUACGUCAUCCUGCAACGGUUUUGAAUCAGCCAUUUCAAGGUCAUUUAGAUCCGCAGGAAAGGAACAAGUCUGCCUUGUGGCUACAGUACGUCUCGUUAUCCCACAGUUUUUAAAGGAAUUGUGCAAUGUUGAGGAGCCAUGUGAAGAAUUUACAUCCCGGCAUAGCUUAGAGUGGAAAUUUCUGUUCCUUGAUCACAGGGCUCCUCCUAUUAUAGGUUACCUCCCAUUCGAAGUGUUGGGGACGUCUGGCUAUGAUUACUACCAUGUUGACGACCUGGGACUUCUAGCAAGGUGCCAUGAACACCUGAUGCAGUUCGGCAAGGGCAAGUCUUGCUACUAUCGUUUCCUAACAAAGGGGCAACAGUGGAUUUGGCUGCAGACUCAGUAUUACAUCACCUUUCACCAGUGGAACUCCAAGCCUGAGUUCAUUGUUUGUACUCACAGCGUCGUCAGCUACGCCGAAGUCCGUGCAGAGAGACGGCAGGAACUAGGCCUCAAGGAAACUUCACCUGAGAUCCUGACUCCACCAGUCCUAAAGAUUCAGGACUGCCACAUGGAGAGCAGGCAAUGUGAGUGUGUCCAGGAUGUUUCCACCGAGAAGCUCAGUAGCAGUCGACCAUGCUCGGUGUCAUCUCCAAGCUCCUUCAAGUCCUCUCACGAUGCAUUGUCCGACACUCCCUCAACAGCAUCCAAGGUACGCACUGAAGCAAGCACGCCAUCAAGGCAAUCGGUGAACACUAGCUUACAGGACAAGCUUGCGCAGAGGUCACAGCCAAUCAGCACUCAGGCCACGUACCCACGCUCUGUACAGCUGGGUGUGAUGCACCAGCUGAAGGAGCAACUGGAGGAGAGGACGCGGAUCCUACAGGCCAAUAUCCAAACCCAACAGGAGGAGCUCCACCACAUCAAAGAACAGCUGCAGCUCGUGCAUGAUUCCAAUCUCCAGAUGCUGUUUCAGGAGCCCAUUUCCCUCGGGAUGAGCACGUCGGAGCACCAAGUUCAAGGACAGCAGCAGCAGCAGCCAGAUAUCAUCAUGCAGAAUUCAUUCCUACCCAACAAGCAAGUGCAAGCUCUUGUAGAACCUGAUGUUCAUGGCCAGCAGUUAUCUUCAUCCCAGCAACUCCUCAGGGAACCCAGUAUGAAAUCAGUACCGGGAAAGCAGCAGUUCAUGAAAGAAGGGCAAUUUCAACGAGCUAGUGUGCAAAUUCAGUCACCAAACAAUCUGGUUGCACCACUCUUCAGUAAUCCCAUGAUGUUUACUCAGACUACGACAGGGACUUUCCCAGUGUCACUGCCUUCUGACACCAGCCGAAGCCACUCAUGUGCUGACAAUGGGUCUGACCGGCAGCUAAGAUAUAUCCAAGAUCAACAGAUGCUGACAGCACUAACAAUGCAGCCAAUUAACUGUAGCACAGUCAUCUUGCCAUCUCCAAAUUCCAUGGCGCUCCAGUACCAAGGGUUCCCUCAACACCAGCAAGGCUCCGUCCCACAGCAGCAUGGCCAACAUUCCAUGACAGUCCAACAACAACACCAUUACCUUCAGCAAGUGGUGCCAAGUAGAAUGACGCAGGGCUGCCAGCCGCAGCCACUCUUCCUGCCCUCAGCUCAGCACGUGAACCUGGACUACCUCUCGCAACACCAUACCCGUGGAACACAGAGCAACGCAGGCACCCGCUCGGACUUGUCCCACAUCCAGCUGCCACGGUAA
Molecule: messenger RNA, 2313 nt
Organism: Hypanus sabinus (Atlantic stingray)
Lineage: Eukaryota; Metazoa; Chordata; Chondrichthyes; Myliobatiformes; Dasyatidae
Gene: npas2
Product: neuronal PAS domain protein 2
Exons: 19
Coding region: 1-2313 (770 amino acids)
Biological process (GO): circadian regulation of gene expression; regulation of transcription by RNA polymerase II
Cellular component (GO): CLOCK-BMAL transcription complex; cytoplasm; nucleus
Molecular function (GO): RNA polymerase II cis-regulatory region sequence-specific DNA binding; DNA-binding transcription factor activity, RNA polymerase II-specific; protein dimerization activity
Source: RefSeq, a predicted model, not a curated record